AUUGUUUUUAAACAAAGAAAGUAAAUUCUAGCUUAAAAUUUACUGUCACAAAGAUCAUUUAAUUAAAAAAUAAAUAUUAAUAUUUUUAUCGUUAAAAUUAUAGAUUAAAUAGCGUUAAAAAUGACAGUGGUAGGAACACAAAUAGAUAGUGACAAAAGAUUAAUACAAUUUGAAACUUUUGAAGACUAUUUGGAUUCCCUAGUAACAUUUGUUGACCUUGGAUAUUUGGGAAAUCUUAAUGUCGCGCGUAGAUUAGCCGAGCUUGGUUACCGUUGUACGAGCGAAACACUCGACGAAGAAUCAUUUUAUCGUCGUUUGGAAGCUGUGAAAAAUUUACUUUUUCCAAUUUAUAGACCGUACGAGUUAACAUCAGAACAAGUGACACCAAAGGAUGUGAGAAAUCUAUGGAGAGAAGUAGCGCUCGAGAAACAUUCACCUCAAGAACAAGGAGUUUACGCUUUAGAUGAACAAUUUGCGAAGAUCAAAGAGACCGGUGAAAACGAGGAGAUAGCUGUUUCGAAUCUAUUAAAAUUGGAAUCUUUCGAACUAGUUCGUGAUACGUUCUAAGACGAGGGCUCGCUACAGCCUGUGAGGAAACAUUCCAAACCACCAGCAAACGCAUCGUCUCCGGAGCAUUACCGACAGGGGAGAGAAAUGGUAUCGAUCGUUGGCACUUAUCAACAUGAAAGAAGCGAAAACCUCGACGAGUAUUUCAAAGCUGUGGGUGUACCAUAUAUUCCACGGAAAAUAAUAUCCAUGUCCAGUCCGCGACUGGAAAUAUCGAAUGACUGCGAUAAAUGGACUAUUCGUACCAUUUCGAUGAUUCGUACGACAGAGAUUACCUUUACUCUUGGCGAAGAAUAUGAAGAAUGUAUGCCGACAGGGAUUAUAAUGAAAAAUACAGCUACAAUGGAAGGAGAUAAUUUAGUGAUAGUUUCAGUUUGUCCAGAUAACAGCAAAAUAGUGCGGAAAUACGAAUUUACAGAGGAUGGUAUGGUCUGGAUAAUUAGCCAUGACAAGAGUGGCAAAAUAGGAAAGCGCUAUUUUAAACGUCUUUCAUAAAGCUUAAUUACUGCUUGAACUACAAAAUAUUUGUAUAGUUGAAUUCCAUAUAAAUUACAUUUGCUAUUAACAAUUAA
Bombus terrestris (buff-tailed bumblebee) is the source of this 1139-nucleotide messenger RNA. RefSeq lists its product as uncharacterized. NCBI's taxonomy places the organism in Eukaryota, Metazoa, Arthropoda, Insecta, Hymenoptera, Apidae. The transcript is spliced from 5 exons. Gene Ontology annotation, molecular function: fatty acid binding. Gene Ontology annotation, cellular component: nucleus; cytosol. The record is from RefSeq and is a predicted model, not a curated record. Gene Ontology annotation, biological process: fatty acid transport.